Ectocarpus sp. CCAP 1310/34 is the source of this 2386-nucleotide messenger RNA. Lineage: Eukaryota; Phaeophyceae; Ectocarpales; Ectocarpaceae. The record is from the annotation of a GenBank genome assembly.
CUGCUUCACGGCUACCAUAGCUUUACCGCUCUCUCUCCCCUCGCAAUCAAUAAUGGCACGAAAACGGGCAAGGACGAGCACAGGGAGUGACACCGUCCGUGUGCCCACAGCCAAAGCCGGCGUGGAAGAAGAAGCUGCGGUUGACGUAGUAGAUGAUGAGAAUGCGGAAAAAUCGGUGGUUCAUGCGGUCAAUGGCGGUGGAGGGGUGCUAGAGGGGCAGAAGGAGGAGGCUAUCGGGGGAAGGGAUAGCACCGACGGGGAGGCUGAUGAAGAGGAGGAGAGCAUGGCGAGUGACGUCGAAGACGACGAUGAGGAUGAUGACGACAGCGACCCCGGCACCGUCCCCGACUUCCGCAAACGCCUCCGCCGACAGCGCGACAAGAACCGCACCGCCGCCGCCGCUGCUAACGGUAGCACGGCCGUUGCCGCCACCGCCGGCGACUCUACUACAGCGGCGGCGGGAGAGGAGGAGGAAGGGCAAUCGGCGGCGAUGGAGUUUGCCUCCGACGGCACCUACCGCAACAAGCAGAGGGUGUUGCUGUUCUCGUCCCGCGGCAUCACGUCUCGCUUCAGGCACCUCCUCGGAGACCUGCGGAAGCUCAUCCCUCACCACAAAAAGGACGUGAAGCUGGACGUCGGCCGAGACGAGAGCCUGUCCAGUGCCGUUAACGAGAUCGCCGAGAUCAAGAGCUGCAACUCGUGUGUCUUCCUGGAGUGCCGCAAGAAAAGCGACCUGUACCUAUGGGCGGGAAAGACUCCCACCGGCCCCUCGGCGAAGUUCCACGUGCUGAACGUGCACACCAUGGACGAGCUCAAGCUGACCGGCAACAGCAUGCUCGGGUCGAGGCCCCUCCUCAACUUCGACGCCAAGUUCGACCAGACUCCCCACUGGCGGGUGGUGAAGGGGAUCCUGACGGACAUUUUCAACCCCCCUAGGGGACACCCCAAGAGCAAGCCGUUCAUCGACAGGGUCAUGUCCUUCUUCGUGGCGGAUGGCAAGGUCUGGGUCAGAAAUUACCAGAUUGUGGACAAGGGUGACGGUUCUACCACGGGACUGAACCGCAAGAUCGAGGCGGCCACCACCGCCGCAGGCGGCGGGGGGGAGGGGACGGGCGCCGAGGAUUCCCUGAGCCUCGUCGAGAUGGGACCCCGGUUCGUCCUCAACCCCAUCCGGGUAUUCGCGGGCAGCUUCGGGGGCCCCACGCUGUACAACAACGCGGCGUACGUGUCGCCCAACGACGUCAGGUCGGCGAGGAAGAGGAAGGCCGGGACCAAGUUCGAGGACCGGCAGGAAGCGAAGAAGGUCGUUCGGGGUAAGAAGGCCGAGCCCGCGGUGCCCCGGGGUCCCCUGGACGACGUGUUCUCAGGGUGAAAGAAAAAACGCUUGUGGUGCUUGGCGGCAGCAGGUGUUUUGGAAGAGGCGUAGGGUCCAUGCAGACGCAUUUGUCGGGAUAACGAAGAAAAGGAUGGUCGUGCUAGGUUGGUGUGGUCGGCAGCAGGUGUUUUGGAACAGGCUUAGGGUCCAUUCGGACGCAACCAAAGUGUCGGAAUUGUUCUCGGGAUAAAAAAAAAAAAAGAGGAAAAGGAUUGCGGCGCUUGGUGUGGUUGGCGGCAAGUGUUAAGCCUGGGGACGACACACGCACUUGCUUUGCUUUGGAAAGAAUAAACCCGACAUGGCGCACGGAACGCGUGCGGGGGUAGGGCUGACUGGUUGGCUGUGUGUGCGUCGCGCGUGUGGUUUCAGACCGUCCGGGCGCGUUGUGUCUGGUUUGGGCACCCGUACCCAUGCGCCGUCCCUGUUGAGGUGACGAUGCACAAUAUACAAGAGCUUGAUGCGGUCGAUGGGUUUGGUUCGCCGGACGGAAUUGAGGGACUUGGAGGGGGGAAGAGGGCGCCUGUUUGUGGGUGGCUCAGAAGACAAUUUGCGUCGACCGUGCUUGGUCCGUUGGAGGGGAUCGAACGAGAGGGUUAGAGCCAACCGUGUGUUGAACGAAUUCUUUUAUCUCAUUUUUCAUCGUUUCGAUGCGGUUCUGUGGGAUGGAUAUUGGCACACGCUGUCUCGAAGCGGAGUUUUGGUUUGGGGGGAGGGGGAGGGGGCAACGCGAAGGGGACAGAACUAGGCUGGGGUGUUUCUGCCACGUGUUCGUCGAGAUGGACCAGCAUCUCUCGCAUUUUGCUCGAAGCGGAGUUUUGGCGGUUUCAACUGCUGUUCAUGAUACACGGAGGAGUGCUCGGUUGCUUUUGGUGAGGCCAGAUCAGUAGAAGUUGUUUCGCCCUCGCUGUCAACUUCUUGCCCUUGAGUUGCUACAGAAGUAGCGUGUUGUCUCAUCCUCCAACGCGGAGUUUCUGAACGGAGAGGGUGGCUCCGCGUUCUGAAAGGGGGGGG